CCUUCUUCUGAUAAGGAAGAGUAAAAUGGAUCAGUGAUUUCAAGCAAUUUCAUAAUUAUGGUUAUCAUGUUUCAUGUUUGCAUUAUAUGCUAAACCGGAAUAGUUUUUGGAUGUUUUGUUGUGUAAUAAUUGCGUGCGACUUAAUAGUGUAUUAAAUCUGUAUCUUUGGUGAUCUUAGGACGUUUAUUUUCUUAACAUAAGUUCAACAGAAGAAGAAAAGAUGACAGAAUAAAAAUGUAAUAAUAAUAAACCCCUGCACAGGAAUAUGUACUUAACAGUUUAUGUCCCAAUUUUGUUUACCUUAUUAACAACGGGUUCUGCAGACGAAGCCAAUGGGUUGGAAUGUGAAGAAGGUAAAGGAUGGUUUAAAGGUUGGGAUAAGUGUUACAAAAUAUUUCAUGGAGAUCACAUAAGAACUUACGGAAGAGCAGAAGAAAUGUGUGAAAGUUAUGGAUCUCGUCUAGUUACAAUCAAAGACCAGCCGGAGAAUGAUCUCAUCGGUAGAAAAUUUACUGAAAUUCGUGCAUCAGCAGAUUCUUACUAUAUUGGUUUGGCGCGAAAGAAGUCGACUGCUUGUCCUAAUUGUACAGAACUAAGAUGGAGUAAUGGCAUGGAAGCGACGGAAACCGAGGGCUUCUGGUCCGAUGACCAACCGGACAACUCUAACGGGGGAUGUGUUUUUGCACAUAAAAACAGUGAGGAUUAUGUAUAUGACCGACCAUACACAUUUAGCUAUAGCAACUGUAUGAUCCUCCGUGCAUUUAUCUGUGAAAAAAUGGCUGCACCUGAAGGCAGUUUCUUCUGCAUGGGUAAAGGCUAUAUUAACGGCAAUAAUGUAUGUGACGGUAAAACUGAUUGUGAGGAUGGUUCCGAUGAAAUGAACUGUACUUCCAGUUGUCGAUAUCAUCAUACUGGGGAACGGGGAAUUUUGGGGCCCGUUGUUUUCCCAGGAUGUAAAAAUCCCAUUUGGGGCAAUUGA
Messenger RNA from Ruditapes philippinarum (Manila clam), 979 nucleotides. Its product is annotated as C-type mannose receptor 2-like. Gene Ontology annotation, cellular component: external side of plasma membrane. The transcript has 6 exons. The record is from RefSeq and is a predicted model, not a curated record. Gene Ontology annotation, molecular function: carbohydrate binding; protein binding. The coding region runs from base 266 to 979 and encodes 237 amino acids. NCBI's taxonomy places the organism in Eukaryota, Metazoa, Mollusca, Bivalvia, Venerida, Veneridae.